Molecule: messenger RNA, 5311 nt
Organism: Echinops telfairi (small Madagascar hedgehog)
Lineage: Eukaryota; Metazoa; Chordata; Mammalia; Afrosoricida; Tenrecidae
Gene: BICC1
Product: BicC family RNA binding protein 1
Exons: 21
Coding region: 16-2856 (946 amino acids)
Cellular component (GO): cytoplasm
Molecular function (GO): RNA binding; protein binding
Source: RefSeq, a predicted model, not a curated record
AGCACCGACUCGCCCAUGCCCGGCUCCGAGGACGACCUGGUCGCCGGCGCGUCCCUGCACAGCCCCGAGUGGAGCGAGGAGCGCUUCCGCGUGGACAGGAAGAAACUUGAGGCCAUGUUACAAGCUGCUGCUGAAGGAAAAGGCAAAAGUGGGGAAGACUUUUUUCAAAAGAUUAUGGAGGAAACAAACACACAGAUUGCUUGGCCAUCAAAACUGAAGAUUGGUGCCAAAUCUAAGAAAGAUCCCCAUAUUAAGGUUUCUGGAAAGAAGGAAGAUGUUAAAGAAGCCAAGGAAAUGAUCAUGUCUGUCUUAGACACAAAAAGCAACCGGGUCACACUGAAGAUGGAUGUUUCACAUACAGAACACUCUCAUGUAAUCGGCAAGGGUGGCAACAAUAUUAAAAAAGUAAUGGAAGAAACAGGAUGCCACAUCCACUUUCCAGAUUCUAACAGGAAUAACCAAGCGGAGAAAAGCAACCAGGUAUCCAUAGCAGGACAACCAUCAGGAGUAGAAUCUGCUCGAGUUAGAAUUCGGGAGCUGCUUCCUUUGGUGCUGAUGUUUGAGCUGCCCAUUGCGGGAAUCCUCCAGCCAGUCCCCGACCCCAACGCGCCCUCGAUCCAGCACCUCUCUCAGACGCACAACAUCUCCGUGACUUUCAAACAGCGCUCCCGGAUGUAUGGUGCUACUGUCAUCGUGCGAGGCUCGCAGAACAACACCAGCGCUGUGAAGGAAGGGGCUGCCAUGCUGUUAGAACAUCUAGCGGGGAGCCUGGCGUCAGCUAUUCCUGUGAGCACACAACUAGACAUUGCGGCUCAGCAUCACCUCUUUAUGAUGGGUCGAAAUGGUAGCAACAUCAAACAUAUCAUGCAGAGAACAGGUGCUCAGAUCCACUUCCCUGAUCCCAGUAAUCCACAGAAGAAAUCUACUAUCUACCUCCAGGGCACCAUUGAGUCUGUCUGUCUGGCAAGGCAAUAUCUCAUGGGUUGUCUUCCUCUUGUGUUGAUGUUUGAUAUGAAGGAAGAAAUUGAAGUAGAUCCACAAUUCAUUGCUCAAUUGAUGGAACAGCUUGAUGUCUUCAUCAGUAUUAAACCAAAGCCAAAACAACCAAGCAAGUCUGUGAUUGUGAAAAGUGUGGAGCGAAAUGCCUUAAAUAUGUAUGAAGCAAGGAAAUGUCUCCUCGGACUUGAAAGCAGUGGGGUUACCAUGGCAACCGGCCCAUCCCCAGCGUCAUGCCCUGCCGGCCUGGCAUGUCCCAGCUUGGAUAUUUUAGCUUCAGCAGGCCUUGGACUCACUGGACUAGGUCUUUUGGGGCCCACCUCCUUAUCUCUAAAUACGUCUGCAACACCAAAUUCACUGUUGAAUGCUCUCAAUAGCUCAGUCAGUCCUUUGCAAAGUCCAAGUUCUGGUGCCCCCAGCCCCACGUUAUGGGCGCCACCACUUGCUAAUACUUCAAGUGCAACAGGUUUUUCUGCUAUCCCACACCUCAUGAUUCCAUCCACCGCUCAUGCCACACUAACCAAUAUUUUGCUAUCUGGAGUGCCUGCCUAUGGCCACACCGCUCCAUCUCCCCCUCCUGGCUUGACUCCUGUUGAUGUUCACAUCAGCAGUUUGCAAACAGAAGGCCCAAAAAUACCUGCUUUAAAUGGACAUGCACAGUCUACAAGCAUAAAAUAUGGCGCCAUAUCCACUUCACCGCUGGGAGAAAAGGUGUUGAAUGCAAAUCACAGUGAUCCAUCCAGACAAACAACUGGGUCUGAGCAAGCAGCUCCCAAAUCAAGCCCCCAAGAAGGUUGUAAUGAUGCUUUUGUGGAAGUAGGCAUGCCUCGAAGCCCUUCCCAUUCUGCCAAUGCUGGUGACUUGAAACAAAUGAUGGGGCCUUCCAAAGUUUCCUGCACCAAGAGACAGACAGUGGAAUUAUUGCAAGGCACAAAAAACUCACACUUACAUAGCACUGACCGGUUGCUCUCAGACUCAGAACUGAGCGCUUCGGAAAGCCCUUUGACUGACAAGAAGGCUCCCGGGAGUGAGCGUGCGGCAGAGAGGGCAGCAGCUGCCCAGCACAACUCCGAAAGAGCCCGCCUUGCCCCUCGACCAUCAUAUGUCAACAUGCAGGCAUUUGACUAUGAACAAAAGAAGCUAUUAGCAACAAAAGCGAUGUUGAAGAAACCAGUGGUGACUGAGGUCAGAACACCCACAAAUACCUGGAGUGGCCUGGGAUUUUCUAAAUCGAUGCCAGCAGAGACUAUCAAGGAGCUGCGGCGGGCCAAUCACGUUCCCUAUAAACCCACAAUGACAACCACGUAUGAGGGCUCUUCAAUGUCGCUUUCUCGGUCCAGCAGUCGCGAGCACUUGGGAAAUGGAAGUGAAUCUGAUAACUGGAGAGAACGAAAUGGAAUAGGACCCACAAGCCAUAGUGAAUUUGCAGCUUCUAUUGGCAGCCCCAAGCGUAAGCAGAACAAAUCAACGGAACACUAUCUCAGCAGUAGCAAUUACAUGGACUGCAUCUCCUCACUGACAGGAAGCAAUGGCUGUAACCUGAACAGCUCUUUUAAAGGCUCUGACCUCCCUGAGCUCUUCAGCAAACUGGGCCUGGGAAAAUACACAGACGUCUUUCAACAGCAAGAGAUUGAUCUUCAGACAUUCCUCACUCUCACGGAUCAAGACCUGAAGGAAUUGGGAAUUACGACUUUUGGUGCCAGGAGGAAAAUGCUGCUUGCCAUCUCAGAACUCAACAAAAACCGAAGAAAGCUUUUCGAACCGCCAAAUGCACGCGCUGCUUUCCUGGAAGGCGGAGCGAGCGGGAGGCUGCCCCGUCAGUUCCACUCCGACAUGGCGAGUGUCAGUGGCCGCUGGUAGCAGUACACACGGGUCACACGCCCGCCAAGCGACGACCGCACAGUUGGACACCGGAGACCUGCGAUCAGACUUCACUGCACGCCGCCUCAGCACUCGGGGUGUCUGGUGUCAGGACCAAAGCAUCGUAUUCACACCUGCACCUUGUGCCAAAAAGCGGGGAAAGAGAGAAGAUGUCCCCUAUCAUUGUACAGAACACCAAAUGUCGCUUACUGUUUCUGAAACGGCAAACGGACAGAAUUUGUAAUAGAAUGAUAGUGCUUUUUCUUCUUUAUUUUUAUUUACCUAUAUAACAUAUGCACUGAUUUUUUUUUCUUAAAAUGAAGGAUAAUUUGGGAUGCCAGAAAGCACAGAAGUUCUUUUUUGUUUGUUUGUUUUGAUUUGGUAUUUUUAUUUUUUUGUUUUUGUUUCUUUGUUUUAAAUAAUCAAAGAGUUUUCUGGUACGGCUUUAAACUAAUGAUUGCGGUCUUUCAGCACUUUACUUGUUCUGAUUUCUUGUCCUGUGGAAAUUGUCUCUCUCUCUCAUUUUUACAUCACCUGUUGUAUUGGUACAAAUCAAAUGUAGUUGCCUUUUUUCUAACUGCACCAAAUAUGUAUUUGAAAUGGUACUGGACAUCCAUUUCUGGGUAGACCAUGACUUUGGGAAACAUUAAGUGACUUCCAUGUGGUUGUGGACCAACUCUGUUCAUUUAUGUCGUCACCCUACAGAAACACCUUGCUAUGAACUGAAUUUCCUGUAAACAGGUGCGAAGGAAGACCCAGUGGACUUUGCAAUAUUAACCCUUUGCCGUCAUCAUAUGUAGCUGCUGCCUGUAUUGCUAAGAAAAAGAUUUUAAUGGUUGUCUAAAAGCAAAGGGCUAUUUUUAGUAUACUGCCACUAAAGGACAUUUAUUUAUAUCAAACUUUUAUUUUUAGAUACUAUACGCAUACAUUACAUAACUGAUUAAAUUGAUAUCUACUAGAGAUUUAUGGUAAAGAAUGGACGGCAUUCAAUUACUGGAGCCCCAGAUUGUCACUUUAUUUAAAAAGACAAAUAAUCAUUUGACAAGACAGCACUGCUGCCAUUAUGAGGAGAAGUCGAUUACAGUCCUUAGCAUGUGCACAUUAAUUGUGCUCCGUGUGAUUCCGGGACUUUCUGAAAACCACACGUGUCUGCUUCAGGUAGACUUGUAUCUGUCAAAAACGGAAAGGCUUUAUGGACAUCUCUAGAGUGACAGCUUGUCAUGAUGUUAUAAGGUUUUGACGGGGGCUGGGGGAAGACUGUUUUCUAAGAGAGUAAGUAGACUCAUUGGUUCAAUCUUAUACUGUGAAAUUCCAAGAAACUGGGCAAUGAUGUUUCCUGAGUCUUUUAAGACAUCUUAUGAUGGAUUUGUGAAGGGUUUUCAAUCCAUGAAGAAAAUCACCAAGUGCCUCUUUUUAUCAAAGCAAUAUUAUUCCCCAGUAAGUUAAUUUUGUUAGGAAACUUUCCCAUAGGAGAUGUUGUGAAUUACCUGUACUGUAAUGUCUUAUUUAUGUUCAGUAUUCGAGACUGUCUACCUGGACAUAAACCACUCUUGUAUGCUCUCAGCAUAUACAACCGUUGGGGAUUUCUAUGCCAGUGUGUAAUCAGAAAUUCUUGCCUGGCAUGUUUCCAAGGAUAAAUUUUACCAUUAAGGCAACAAUAAGAAUUGAAAAGGUAUUUUGCACACAGAUGAAAAUAGGUUUGGUUCUAUUAAAGGCAUAGUCGGUGGGACUGUCAUAAAAUUAUCAAUCAGAAGUUUCCCAAUCCUAAAUUGAAUUGUAUCUGCUUUUACGGUGGAACCAAAUCUCUCCCUUUGCAAGCACGAUGAAAUAAACUGUUGCAUUUGCAUGAUCACGUGGAGCUCCCUGCCUUAUGGCGAUUGUACGAACCCGUCCAUCACACGGGGAGAAGUCACAUGGGGAGAAUUCUGCGUGCGUUGGCUGCCUGGUCAACAUUUUGAAGUUCUUCUUCUAGCUCUCUACCCUGCAUGUACAGUGGGAGGGAAAAGGAAAAAAUAGGAAGGAUUGAAUUGAGAUAAGUAUGCACAGUGCUUUGAGACAAUCUAUGCCAAAGAGAAAGUUGUCCCGAUUAAUCUCAAUUACAAUAGAAUGACUAAAAAGAAGCAAAACACACUGGAACUUGCUUUUUUCACUUUCUCUUGAUGCAAUGAAGGGAAUAUGAAACUAUAGUGUAUGGUGUCAGUGCUAUACGAUGCACAAAAUAUUCGGAUUAUUUGAGUAAAUGGUAGAUUUUAAUCAAUCUGUGCCUUAAUAGUGACCGGUUAUCUGUAAAUAGAGAACAGAUACAGAUUGUAUUUUUUUGUGUGGGUUUUUGUCCUGUUAGUGAUUUUUCUUGCUGUUUUUUAAUGAGAGAUGGAACCGAAACAUUGAAAAUGGGAAUUUUUUCUAAUCAAUUGUUACAUAAAGAAAUAAAUUUAUAUAACCCCUUUGUAUUGCC